GAGAGAGAGAGAGAGAGAGCAGCUCUUCAUGAAGUCUGUCCACCAGCAGCACACAGAUAAAGCAGAAUGAUCCUCAUCUGUGAUCAUAAACUUCUCAUAUUUAACCUGCUGCUCAUCAUGUCAGUGGUGGCAUGUGAGAUGAAGAUCUUGACUUUCACUGCUUAUGAAGGAGGAAAAGUUGAAAUACGGUGUCCCUAUGAGUCUGAAUAUGAAACACAUAAGAAAUAUCUCUGCAGAGGAAAAUGUCCAAUACACAAUAAAGACAUUCCUGUUGAAUCUGGAUCUGCUAAAGACGAGAGAUUCUCUCUGACCGAUAACACAACGGCCCUCAGCUUCACCAUCACCAUCACUGAUCUGAGAUCAGAGGAUAAAGGACAAUACUGGUGUGCUGUGAAGAGGACAGGAUAUGAUGUCUUUACAGAGAUUAUUCUGGAAAUUAAACAUGUCACAUCAGAGAGGAAGUCACCUGAACCAACCACAACAGCUUCAGAUCACUCGACUGAACCAGCGGCUAUCACUUCAUUAUCACCACAGUUACAACGAGGUUUUACAGCAAUCAUCAUUAUGCCGCUGGUCAUGGGGAUACUGAUGGUGUUUGGACUCUCAUCGUUUAUUUAUUUCAGACUGAGUCAAAGGAAAGAAGUAGUGCAGUCGAGAGAUGUCGUUCAUGUGUCGGCUGAAAACCUGCUUACUGAAGAAGCCACUCAUACUGUCUGUCAUUAUGAAGAGAUCUUUCGCACUAAUAAUCAUGCUGGCUUCAGUUUGGGCCUUCCUGUGUUUGGUGAACAUGACGCCUCUGACACUCUCAGCUGUUCAACGGUCUUGUUUCAAACUACAGAUCAUUCAGACAGGACUUCAGCACGACAGGAACUAUAUGCAACUGUUAGUCCAUGACCAUGUAAAGCUGAGUGACACUGUUUAGUUACAUAUCUGAAUCUGAUGAAAAAAUGUUCAAUUAAA
Messenger RNA from Megalobrama amblycephala (Wuchang bream), 960 nucleotides. RefSeq names its product CMRF35-like molecule 7. The transcript has 6 exons. Bases 67 to 894 code for a protein of 275 amino acids. NCBI's taxonomy places the organism in Eukaryota, Metazoa, Chordata, Actinopteri, Cypriniformes, Xenocyprididae. The record is from RefSeq and is a predicted model, not a curated record.